Molecule: messenger RNA, 1811 nt
Organism: Episyrphus balteatus (marmalade hoverfly)
Lineage: Eukaryota; Metazoa; Arthropoda; Insecta; Diptera; Syrphidae
Product: sodium-coupled monocarboxylate transporter 2-like
Exons: 11
Coding region: 1-1755 (584 amino acids)
Biological process (GO): transmembrane transport; sodium ion transport
Cellular component (GO): membrane
Molecular function (GO): symporter activity
Source: RefSeq, a predicted model, not a curated record
AUGACAUUAAGUAAUGCAACAAACGCCACACUUAGUUUAGUACAGGGCUUUACUUUUGGAGCCGUAGAUUAUGCAGUCUUUACAUUGCUAUUGGUUGUUUCUGCUGGUAUUGGUGUUUAUUUCGGAUUUUUUUCGGGAGAAAAUAAUACUGCAGAUGAAUAUUUACUUGGUGGCAAACGAAUGAAACCAUGGCCGAUUGCAAUUUCUUUAGUUUCAAGUCAAUUAUCAGCAGCAUCAGUUAUAACAAUACCAGCAGAAAUUUAUUCAUAUGGCAUAAAUUUCGCAUUUCUUGCGGCAGGAAUUAUUUUUGUUACACCUAUUCUGUGCUUUGUUAUUUUGCCAGUGUUUUAUAACAACAAUAUUUCUAAUUGCUAUGAGUACUUGCAACUGAGAUUCAACAAGCAAACCCGUCAACUUGUUACAUUUUCAUUUGUCUUUACGGCUUUCCUGCUGUGUCCAGUUUUCACCUUUAUACCAGCUUUAGCAUUUUCACAAGUAACGGGCUUCAAUAUACAUCUUAUCAAUGCAACAGUUUGUUCUAUUUGCGUUUUCUACACAAUGUUUGGUGGUAUAAAAGCUGUAGUUUGGACGGACGUUAUACAAGCUUCCGUUAUGGUACUAUCUAUUAUUUUGGUAUCGAUAAUGGGAAUCGUAGCUAUUGGAGGGAUUGAUAAAGUUUUUGAAAGAGCUUACGAUGGAGGUCGACUUGAUAUCAAUUGGACCUUUGAUCCAAGAACUCGUACUUCAUUUAUAAGUUGUUUUGUUGGAGGACUAUGCUUAUGGACUAAAAAUCUUGGACUCAAUCAAACUUGUGUACAAAGAGUUUCUGCAUUACCUUCUUUACAGGCCGCUAGAAAGGCUCUAUUGAUUUUUACAAUUUUAUUUCUUAUGGUAACCUUCGUAAAUGUCUUUACUGGAGUUCUUAUGUUUUCGAAUUAUUUUGAUUGUGAUCCAAUAACUGUCGGAAUUGUUGAGAAACCUGACAAAAUGAUGCCAUUUUACGUUCAGGAUAUUGUUGGUCACUUAAAAGGAAUGCCUGGUGUUUUUAUUUCGUGUGUUUUUAGUGCAGCUUUAGGUUCAACAUCUGCAAACUUAAAUACCUUGGCAGGAGUGUGUUACUUUGAUUAUAUUAAACCAUUUAUAAAACACACCGAACAUAAAGCAAAUAUAAUUAUGAAAACAUUUGUGUUUUUCACUGGAGUAUAUUGUGUAUUGGGAGGUUUUGUGGUGGAAAAAUCAAAUUCAAUUCUUCAAACAGUUUUAACUGUUUCUGGAAUAUCAUUUGGUACAAUACUUGGAGUUUUCUUCUUGGGAUUAUUAGUGCCAAAAGCUCAUGGGAAACCAGCAUUAAUUGGUAUCAUUGUAGCCAUGAUUUUAAUGGUUGGUCUUAUAUUUGGGACCCAACGUAGAAUGCAAAACGGUAGGCUUGUGUAUAAGACCUUACCUAGUAGAGUAGACGGAUGUGAUCGUUUUAAUUUUACACACCAUAGUUCAAUAUUCACCCAGAUUCCGAAACCAAUAAGAGAUGGCCCAGAGUUCAAUGAUGAAUUUUCGAUAUUUGACAUUUCUUUUAAUUGGUACAAGUUUAUUGGUGCAAUUUUGGUAUGGGUUGUGGCAAUUCCUUUGAGUUAUAUUAUGCCGAAUGAUAAGAAGCUUGAUCCUAAAUUGCUGUCGCCGGUAAUAUCACCAUUUGUGAAAUAUGAUGCUGUUAAUACUGAAGAUUUUGUAUUAAAUGAAAAACCAAUGAAUCAGUGAUUCGAUUGGAGUAUUUUAUAUAAGCUAGUGUAAAAUUACAUAUUUUGAUAAAAUUU